UAUCCGUGUAAAAGACUUCUUUCUAGCUAAAAUAUCUAUUAGACCACAUCAAGUACUAGUCGAUGAUGGUUAGUAUCUUCUAAUACAUAUGGACCAAACACAGACUUUUCAACUGUGGAAAUGUUUCCUCGAUUCUUCUAUAUUUUCUUUUUCUUUUUUCCCUAAAUUAAUUUCGUGUGUCUUUCAAUAUUAUAUAUAUUCUCACUAAAACACACAUAUACCUUCCAAAUUUCUCAUUGAUGAAAAAAUAAUUAACACUUUCCAUAUCGAUCUCUCUGGGAAAUAUAAAAAACGCUCGAUCUCUUUUGAUACGAGACGUACGUGAAAGUGAUCAUUAAUAAAGAAGAAAGAAGAAAAUGGUAGUGACUACUAUGCUGAACUACUACUUGUUUGUUAUCAUAACUGGAUGGUUCUUAAUGUCAAGGUCGUCAACAGUACUAGCUAUACUUGUCAAACCUGGUUGUCAAGAAAAGUGCGGAAACAUAACUAUCCCAUUCCCAUUCGGAAUUGGAUCGUCCAAUUGUUAUUUUGACAAAUGGUUCGAAAUCUCAUGCCACAACUCUGUGCCUUUCCUCAAACACAUUCAACUACAACUACAGGUACUUAACAUUUCGUUAUAUGAUGAUGGUGUGUACAAUGACGAAUGGGUUCGGGUGAGAAGCCCCGUCAGUUUCUUCAACUGUGCAAAUAAGAUAAGCAAAAAAUCAGCAAAUUUAACAGGAAGCCCCUUCUACUAUACUUCUUACAAUGACUUCAUUGCAGUAAGUUGUGGUCUUGUUGCCAAGUACGAAAUAAGGAGCGGUAUCAGGGUCGUCCAGGAUGGGUGCAGUAGCAGCAACUCCACAUGCUCGUCAUCAUCAUCAUCCAAUAGUAUUGAUUUUAGUAAUUGCGACGAUGGCGUUAAAUGUUGUCGUACUUCUUUCUCUAUGGGUAGUGGUGGCAGCUUUGAAAUCUCCAUGGAUAUUGAUUCUUCUACGACUCAUGCAACAAAUCGUGAUAACGAAUAUUGCAAAUAUGCGUUCGUGAUAGAUCGUUCUGAAAUUGAUAAAUACAAAACAUCCCAUGAUGAUUUGGAUUAUUAUGUUCCCACCCUACUAAGUUGGUUCCUUAAUGAUACGUAUUUCGACAUAUUUAAAACACAUGUUAUCCCAACCAGAUCCAGAUCUAGCAACUUCUACUGCGACAGCUAUAAUGGUACUUUAAAUUCCUCUCUAGAUAGGAUAUACAGCUGUCGCUGCGGUUAUGGAUUUCGAGGGAAUGCGUACAUUCAGGAUGGGUGUCAAGAUAUUAAUGAAUGCAAUGAUGAGAAAACCCCGAAUCUAUGUCAUGGAGGCAGUACUUGCGUCAACACAAUGGGGGGAUAUCGUUGUAGUUACAAGCACAAAUUUAUCUUUAUAGGAGUUGGGAGUGCUCUUGGAGUCUUAGUACUUGUUUUUGGUACAUGGAGACUAUACAAAUUCAUAAUGAAAAGAAAAGAAAUUAAACAGAAGAAAACAUUUUUCAAACGAAAUGGUGGCCUUUUGUUGGAACAACAAAUACACUCGAGUGAAAACAAUGUCGAGCAAACCAAGUUGUUCGAUGCAAAAGAGUUAGAGAAGGCAACAAAUAAUUUUUGCAUAGACAGAGUUCUUGGACAAGGAGGUCAAGGCACUGUGUACAAAGGAAUGUUGGAAGACGGAAAGAUUGUUGCGAUAAAGAAGUCUAAAAUAAUUGAUGAAGCCAAACUAUCUGAAUUCAUUAAUGAGGUUGUUAUUCUUACGCAAAUCAAUCAUAGAAAUGUUGUCAAGCUGUUGGGAUGUUGUUUGGAGACAGAUGUUCCACUUCUAGUUUAUGAAUUUGUCUCAAACGGAACGCUUUCUGAGUAUAUUCAUGACAAAAAUGCAGAGUUUCCUUUUACAUGGAGCAUGCGAUUACGAAUUGCAACUGAGAUUGCGGGAGCUCUCUCAUACUUACACUCAGCAGCUUCUUUUCCAAUUUAUCAUCGAGAUGUUAAGUCUACAAACAUACUCCUUGAUGAAAAAUUGAGAGCAAAAGUUGCAGACUUUGGUACAUCAAGAACUAUUUCCUUAGAGCAAACUCACUUGACCACUUUAGUUUAUGGCACAUUUGGUUAUCUAGAUCCUGAAUAUUUUCAAUCUAGUCAAUUUACCGAUAAAAGUGAUGUUUAUAGUUUUGGAGUGAUUCUUGUUGAGCUCUUGACUGGACAAAAAGCAAUAUCUACAGCAAGAUCAGUGGAAGGAAGAAGUUUGGCGACAUAUUUUAUAAUGACAAUGGAGGAAAAUAGCAGUAGUCUGUUCGACAUUCUUGAUGGUCAAGUUCUCAAAGAAGCGCCAAAAGAAGAGAUCGUAGUUGUUGCUGAUCUUGCACAGAGAUGCUUACAUUUGAGCGGAAGGAAUCGACCUACCAUGAAAGAAGUAGCAAUGGAGCUAGAGAGGAUACAAGUCAUUGAUAAUAAAGAUGCAAAGGGUAGUCAACAUGAUUAUGAAGAGCUAGCAUAUGCACAACCUGAAGUUAUAGACUACUCUUGGAAUGCUUCCACAUCAUCAACUUUUGUUAGCAAUGCAUCUAGUUCUUCGUUGCAUCAAGAAUUACCAUUAUUAAAAGCUCUCAGCUCACAUUAUUCUCAAGCACCCCACUGAGGUUUAUCAUCCAAAAUAAUAUUUUGGAGUCUCUCUUUAUCGUUGGUUCAACAAUGGAUUUUGUUUGGGUGAUAUUGUUGUCAUUUUGCAGAAAUAUAUUGCCUUUGGAAACAUCUUUGAGGCUCUGGUUUUGAUGAGUUGGACUUUAUUGUAUGGAGUUAUCAACAUUUGAAUUCAUGAGACUUUGUUAUGAACAUUUUAUAUAUGGACUUUAUUAUAUAUGUACGAGACUUUGAAUAUUUUAGACUUGAAGACUUUUAUAAGUGUGAGAUUUUAGAUAAUUUAGACUUGUAAUUUUUAUGUUGAAUUAUGUAUGUUGUAGAUUUUAUUA
Molecule: messenger RNA, 2970 nt
Organism: Humulus lupulus (European hop)
Lineage: Eukaryota; Viridiplantae; Streptophyta; Magnoliopsida; Rosales; Cannabaceae
Product: wall-associated receptor kinase-like 9
Exons: 6
Coding region: 357-2639 (760 amino acids)
Biological process (GO): protein phosphorylation; cell surface receptor signaling pathway
Cellular component (GO): plasma membrane
Molecular function (GO): polysaccharide binding; ATP binding; calcium ion binding
Source: RefSeq, a predicted model, not a curated record